GUGAUGAUAUUUAUUAAAAUAAAAAUAAAGAAAUUUUUAUUAAAAAAUUCGUGAUAACGAGCACUGUAUCUAUAUAGGAUCUAAAUAUAUAUAAAAUGUAUAUUCUGUGAAAAGAAAUGCUAUUUCAUUUCAGUAUUAGUGUAUCUAUACAGGAACAGAAAAUUAAAUUAUUUUUCUAUAAAAAAAAACAAAAUCGAUCUGUUACUUAUAAUUUUCAAAGGACCUCAAAAUAAUUAUUAAUAAAAUUUUUAAUUAAAAGAAACAAAGUUAAGUACCUAAAUUAAACUACAAAAAAAAAAAUCAAAAUGGCAACAAGAGUGAUUACAAAAUUAUAUAAAUUCUUGCCAAUGAAAACUAAAGUUUGAAAUCUUAUUUUAUUACUUAUAUAACUUGCCAUAUAUUUGUCUACCUAACUUGUUAUUUAAAACAAAAAAAAAAAAGUUGAAUAUAAUAAAGUUUAUUUUUAAAUUGAAUUAUUAAUUAAAAAAAUUAUAUGUAUAUGUACACUUGUUAUUUAUAUAGAUUUUAUGAAAAAAAAAAACGUUAACCCCGGCGACUAAAAAAGGGAUUUAAAAAAAAAAAAAUUUAAAAUAUUACGGAGUAUUGAGAAACGCACCAGAAGAAAUAUAUAUAUAUUUUUUUUCCACCUUAAAAACAAUAAGGAAUACAAAAUAAUAUAACAGAGAAAUGUCAACGAAAGAAACUUUAAAAUCACAAAGUGAUGCUGAUGCAGAAGCAUGCGAAGAAGCAGCAAGAUUAACAGCUGAAUUACAAGAAGAAAAUAAUGCAGAUUAUUACUAUGAUCCAGAAGUACAAGAUUUACCACCACCACCGGAUGGUGGAUACGGUUGGGUUAUUGUCUUAGCAUCAUUCGUUUGUAAUAUGAUUGUUGAUGGGAUUGCAUAUACAUUUGGAAUAUUUUUAAAUGAUUUCGUUAAUUAUUUUAAUGAAGGUAAAGGCACGGUUGCAUGGGUUGGAAGUUUAUUAAGCGGCGUGUACUUAAGUGCUGGUCCAAUAGUAUCGGCGUUAUGUAAUAAAUAUGGAUGUCGUGCUGUUUGUAUAGCUGGAAGUGUAAUUGGCUGUGUUGCAUUUAUUUUAAGUACGUUUAGUACAAGCGUUACAAUGCUUAUGAUUACAUAUGGUGUUAUUGGCGGUUUUGGUUUUGGUAUGAUUUAUUUACCGGCUGUUGUUGCUGUUGGGUAUUAUUUUGAAACAAAAAGAUCACUUGCAACUGGUAUUGCAGUAUGUGGUUCAGGUUUUGGUACAUUUACUUUUGCCCCUUUUGCAACAUAUUUAAUUAGUGAAUUGGGAUGGAAAGGUUCGUUAGUAAUAUUAGCUGGCUUAAUAUUGAAUUGUGCUGUAUUUGGCGCUCUAAUGAGACCAUUAACAUACCCUAAAGAAAAGAAAGUUAAACCGCUUAUGCAAAGGAUGUAUGAAGAAAAACAACAUCAAUUACAAAGAGGUUCAAUUGGUGGUUCCUAUUUUAUGGUACAAUUGCCUGAUGGUACAAUGGAAAAAAGAAUGAAAUUACCAUUGAAUGUAGAUCCAGGUGUGCAUUCAAGUUUAAAUUUAGAAGCAUUAGCACAACAAGGUGGUUUACCAAAUGUUCCAACUUUACCUACAAUAUCGGAAUCAAAAGUAGCUGAUGCACAACGAUAUGGAUCUCCUGAUAGUCAAUUAGAAAGCCGCCGUCACAGACGAAUACAACGUCAUUCUGAAAGUGAAACAGAUUUUGAUUCUAAUUCUAAUAAUAUGCCUAGAAAUGCAUCGCAACCUGCAUUUCCAACAAAUGCACAAGGUCUUCCUAAAAACGGAUCCGUACCAUUUUUUGAUAGAGUUCGUAAAACUUCUACUAGUGAAAAAUUCAAACCCACAUUAUCAUCUAUUAAAGCAUCAUCAAAAGCUGAAUUGAAAAAUGGUGAAACAUCAGGCGAGAUGUUUUCAUCAAAAAUGUCAAUACCUAGAACUGAUAGCCAAGCACGUAUGGUACGUCCAUUAUCUAGAAAAGAUAUAUUUUAUUCCGGUUCAGUUACAAAUUUACCACAGUAUCAAUCACAAAAAUCGUUAACUAAUUAUAGAAACUCCGUUUUAUCAUUAACAAAAUAUGAAAAAAGUAUGCGUGAUAUUCAAGGUGACCGUCUUGCUGAAAUAGAAAGAAAUCGUGAAUCAUAUGAUUUAUGUCCGUGUUUUGUUCUACCAGAAUCUUUUAAAGCAGCUUUAGGUUCAAUGUUAGAUGUUAGUUUACUUAAAGAUCCUGUCUUCAUGAUGAUUGGUGUAUCAAAUGUAUUUGGUAUGGCAGGCUUAUAUGUACCUUUUGUAUAUUUAGUUGAUGCUGCAAUGCAGAAUGGUAUUGAACAAAAUCAAGCAUCAUUUCUAAUUUCAGUAAUUGGUAUAACAAAUACAGUAGGCAGAGUUAUAUGUGGUUAUGUAGCUGAUUUUCCUCAAGUGGACUCGUUAUUACUUAAUAAUAUUUGUUUGUUGAUAUCAACGGUUGCUGUUGCCGCUACACCUCUAUGUACAUCUUACGGGGCAUACAUCGCAAUGUCAAUAUUUUUUGGUAUAGCAAUUUCAGGUUAUAUAUCAUUAACAUCUAUUAUACUUGUGGACUUACUUGGAUUAGACAAAUUAACAAAUGCAUUUGGUUUAUUGAUAUUGUUCAGAGGUUUUGCUGCCAUUAUUGGAUCACCAUUAGCUGGUGCUAUAUAUGAUGCAACACUAUCAUAUGAUAUUCCGUUUUAUAUGGCUGGUGGUUUGUUUGGUUUAUCGACAAUAACUAGCUUUAUAGCACCAUGCCUAAAACGUUUUUCACAUGCUGAAGUGGAACCGCUGCCAAUGGAAUUUUUAACACCAAUUAACGAAGAACCGGCUGAAGAUGACGAUGAUAAACCAAUAACAAUAAUUCCAAAAAUAAUGAAAACUCUGCCUAGCCCAGAUCAAGCACCUGAUUCAAAUUAUGAUGAAAAAAUGCAAUCGCAUAAAAUUGAUAGUCCAGAUAAGCAAAGUUUAUUACAAAAUUAUACACCCACACCGCAAAUUAUACCAAAGACGAAUGAUACAAAUAAAGAAAUAAAUCAAAGAGAGUCUGUAUUAUAGAUUAAAUUUAUUAAAAAUUUUAAUUAAUUGUGUCAUUACUUUUAUGUUAAAUUUAAA
This is a messenger RNA of Condylostylus longicornis, 3150 nucleotides long. RefSeq names its product monocarboxylate transporter 3. Gene Ontology annotation, molecular function: monocarboxylic acid transmembrane transporter activity. The record is from RefSeq and is a predicted model, not a curated record. NCBI's taxonomy places the organism in Eukaryota, Metazoa, Arthropoda, Insecta, Diptera, Dolichopodidae. The transcript has a single exon. Gene Ontology annotation, biological process: transmembrane transport; monocarboxylic acid transport. The coding region runs from base 688 to 3093 and encodes 801 amino acids.